Molecule: messenger RNA, 250 nt
Organism: Mycena citricolor
Lineage: Eukaryota; Fungi; Basidiomycota; Agaricomycetes; Agaricales; Mycenaceae
Source: the annotation of a GenBank genome assembly
CGGAGAUGUCGCCGUCUGUCGCGUCGCGUUUGUCCCAAGCUAUGCGGUAAAAGACUGGGCUGGAUACGCAUGAAUGGUGGCAAAGGAAAAGGCCGGCUGAGUCAACUGUUCAAUAGGAUGGUUGUUGGGGUACGGACUGGUCAACCUAUUCCUCACGGUGGUCCCGAAGCCUAUUUGACCAGUGUGCUUCUGGAAAAGGUCUCAGAGCUGAUAGAGAACAGAAAGCUGGUUCAGCCACAAGGAUUCGUCG